This is a messenger RNA of Eimeria tenella, 579 nucleotides long. Its product is annotated as 26S proteasome non-ATPase subunit, putative. Bases 1 to 579 code for a protein of 192 amino acids. NCBI's taxonomy places the organism in Eukaryota, Apicomplexa, Conoidasida, Eucoccidiorida, Eimeriidae. The record is from RefSeq and is a predicted model, not a curated record. The transcript is spliced from 4 exons.
AUGAGAAAGAAGAAAAAGAAUCAAAAUAAGGACGGACGUGAACACGCAGCAAAGCUUCGAGCAGCUAAACGCGAGAGCUGUCGGAGUUGUGGUGGACCCAAUUCAAUCAGUGAAGGGGAAAGUGGUGAUGGACUGCUUCCGGCUCAUAAACCCUCACCUCGACAGGAGCCGCGGCAGACAACUUCGAACAUUGGCCACUUGUCGCGCCCCACAAUAACAGCUCUGGUCCACGGACUUAACCGAAAUUAUUAUUCAAUUGCAAUUAACUGCCGCAAAGGCGAACUCGAACACCAAAUGCUGGCCAACCUGCACACCAACAAGUGGAGCGACGCCCUCAAACUCAAGAACUACCAAGAGCACCAGGAGGAGCGGGAGGAAAGCAUCGCGGCGCUGAAGGAGCUGAGCUGUCGAUACACCUCAAUGAUUGAAGAAGAAAUAAAAAAGAAACCCGAACAACUUCUCGUUGACAGAGCUGGACAAAUAGAUGCAAAAAUGCGGAUUCAGCAAACCCUAGAUCAGCUGAUGACGGACACGCUGCUGCAGUCCCUCGGCAGCAUGAUCUCCACGCUCGUCUUCUAA